Molecule: messenger RNA, 2772 nt
Organism: Aphidius gifuensis
Lineage: Eukaryota; Metazoa; Arthropoda; Insecta; Hymenoptera; Braconidae
Product: PMS1 protein homolog 1-like
Exons: 4
Coding region: 132-2687 (851 amino acids)
Biological process (GO): mismatch repair
Cellular component (GO): MutLalpha complex
Molecular function (GO): mismatched DNA binding; ATP hydrolysis activity; ATP-dependent DNA damage sensor activity
Source: RefSeq, a predicted model, not a curated record
CACAUGGUUGACAUAUUUUUAUUUUCAACAACAACAACAACAACAACAUUAAUUUUAAUAGGAUAUACCUAUGUUUUAUUAUUUUAAUAUUCGUUUUAUCAAUAACAUUGAAUAAUUGAUUAAUUAUAAAAAUGUCAAUAAUUGAACUUGAUAAACAUACUUCAAGACAAUUAACAACAACACAAGUAAUAACAUCUGUAUUUAGUGUUGUUAAAGAACUUGUAGAAAAUUCAUUAGAUGCUGAAGCAAAUAGUAUUGAAGUUAAUUUAUUUGAUGAAGGUACAAGUUUAAUUGAGGUAAAAGAUAAUGGAAAAGGAAUAACAAAAACAGAUGCUGCUUUUAUGGCUUUACCAUCUUAUACAUCAAAAUUAAAAAAUUUUACUGAUUUUGAAUCAUUGAGAUAUUAUGGUUUUCGUGGUGAAGCAUUAAAUGCCAUGUGUAAUAUAUCAACUGUUAAAAUAAUAACAAGAACUCAAGAUGAUGAUGUUGCUCGUUGUUAUACUAUGAAUUAUAAUGGACACAUACAAAAAGGUGAAAUGUGUUGUCGUACUAUUGGAACAACUGUACAAAUUCAUACAUUAUUUAAAAAUAUACCAGUUAGACGACAAAUUAUUAAAAAUAAAAAAAAAUCAACUCAAGAUUUAAAAUUAAUUGAAAAUUUAUUAAAAGAUUUUGCAAUUUGUCAUGCACAAUUAAGAAUAACAUAUAAAAUUGAUAAUUCAAUUGUUUUUAAUAAAACACCUUGUCAAAAAAUUCAAGAUUGUUUGAUAAAUAUUUAUGGUAAAAAUAUGAUUUCAAAUUAUGAAUUUAUUGAUCAUAAAGAACAACAUACUGAACAUUAUGAUAUUAAAUUAAUUAUUCCAAAAAAUAAUUUUCAUGAUAUUUUACCAUUUUGUCAAAUUAAUUAUCAACAUGUGUUUGUUAACAAUAGACCAGUUACAUUUAAAAAAUAUGAACAGUUGAUUGUUCGUAUAUUAACACAACAUUUUCAUGAUGAUAAAUUACAAGGUAGAAAAAAGCCAGUUUUUUUUUUACUAAUUACUGUUGAUCCAUCUGAUGUUGAUGUAAAUUUGGAGCCAAAUAAAACAGCAGUGUUAUUAAAGGAUAAUGAUAGAAUACUUGAAAAAGUUGAAAAAUUAUUAUUGGAUUAUUAUCAAGUUAAUUUAUCACAAGAUUCACAAGAAAUAAUAAAAGAUGUUGAUGUAUCAUCAACACCAGCUUAUCUUAAUUUUUCAAGUACUGAAGUUGAAGAAAAUACUGAGCCAGUUGCUAAAAAAGCUAAGCUUGAAAAAAAAAAUAGUAUCAGUAAAUCAAUGUCAUCAAAAAGCAAUAAUAAUAAAGAAAAUCAAUGCAAUAAUGCCAUUAGUCCAACGCCAAUCACCAAUGAUGUUGAUGAUGAUGAUGAUAAUAAUGUUUGUCUUGUUGAAAAAAUACAACAACAAAAUCAACAUAAUGAUGAUGAAGAAGAAGAAAGAUUUAGUCAAUUACCCAAGGUUGACAUUGGUGCUGAUUUUACAACUCAAGAAAUUAAAAAAGUUUUAAGUACAAAAUAUCCAGAUGAUAAUAAUCAGUUAAAAGAGUCAAAUGUCAUUAGUACACCAAAAAAAAUAGACAAAUUAAGCUGUCAAAAUGAUGAAAAUUCAAUUAUUAAUUUUGAUGAAGAUUUUUCAGCUCAAGAAAUUAAUGAAAUUCUUCAACAAAAAAAUCCACUUGAUAAAUCAACUGAUAAAAGCUUGAAAGCUUCAAUGGAACAUCUUAAUUCUUCAUUUGAAGAAAUAAGCAUGGAAAAUUUUGAUAAUAAUAGGGAUAAAUUUGAUGGAAUAAGUGAAGUACAAUGGAGCAGGGGUCAACAUCCAAAACAUGCUACAAUGAUUCCAGUUAGUGUAAAAGUUUGUGGACCAAAUGAUAAUUUAGAAAAUGAUGAUGAUGAAGAUGAUGCUUCAGGUGAAAAAAAUAAUAAAGAUGAUGAAAUGAAAGGUGAAAAAAAUACAGCAACAAAUGUAAAAACACCACAGACAUAUGCUGCAGCAAAUAGCCGAGGAUUUAUAUUAUUUUCAAAAAAAUAUAGACCACAAGUUAUUAAAAUGAAUCCUGGUAUAAAUCUUGUUGAGGUUGCUAGAAAAAUAACAUCAAAAUGGAAAGAAAUGACAUCAGAAGAACGUGAAAAUUUUCGUGAACUUGCUAUGAAAAAUAAAUCAAUGAAUGAAUCACAAUAUUUAUCAUCACCAUUAUCAACAACAGCAUUUUCUAAAAAUCCAAAAAUUUCAAAUAAAAAGCUGGCGAGUAAUAAAAAACACAUGUUAAAUUUAAUUACAAAUAUGAAGAAUCAAAAUCAAUCAUCAAGCGAUGAAAAUAAAACUCGUUUAACAAGAAAUAUUGUUAAUUGGCAAAUUAAUUUAACAACUGUAGCAACUAAAUUAAAUGAAAAUAGUAAAAUUAAUGAUAAAAAAAGAGGAGCUGUUGUUGGAUCACUUGGUAAUGACAUUUGGAUUGUCAAAACAAAUUCACAAAUUUGGACAUUAAAUGCAUUUGAGUUGUUUGAUUGUAUCAAUAUUAAUGAUGAUACUGAAACAACAAACAAAAAGGAGGAUCCUGAUUUUAUUGAAUUUUGUUUAAACAGAUGUCUUCAAGAAAAAGAUUUUUUAAAUUGCAUGAAACCAAUAUAUGAUAUAUCUCAUGAAUUUUAAUUUAAAGUCAGUUAAUUAAAAAAUAAUAUUGUGUGUUUUAUAUUAAUAAUAAAAAUAUGUUGUUGAAAAUUAAAUUGUUGUAAAU